Molecule: messenger RNA, 3699 nt
Organism: Lymnaea stagnalis (great pond snail)
Lineage: Eukaryota; Metazoa; Mollusca; Gastropoda; Lymnaeidae
Source: the annotation of a GenBank genome assembly
GCCCUCUUUAUUGUGUGUCCCUUAGAUACGCAGCCAGAAUUUGUUUAUCUUUGCGGGCUUUCCAUUCAAUCCCUUGGUUACGUCUAACGAGUCAGUGAAAGGGCCAAACUUUCUCACGAACUGUAUUUCUGUUUCUUGAAUAUGGCAUUAAAAAGAACUAUUGAAAGCUAAAACAAUGGCGAAAGUGACUACUCAUGCGGUUGGAAGCUGGGUAAUACUAAAUUCAAUACAAAUUAUUAUAAUAAAUUAUAUCAUUAGUCAUUAGUAUUAGUUAGUAAUUGGAGAAUUAGAAUUAGACUUAGUCUAGAUAUAAAUUCUAAAUCAUUUAAAUGCCUAAACUAAAUGAAAGUAAAUUAAAUCAAAACUAGUCUAUACUUUCUAUAGACUUUACUUCAAAGUUUACUUUUAGAAGUACAGUUCUAAUGAUUAAUAGGGCUAAUAGGCUUAAUAGGGCGUAGGGCGUAGACAGACAGAAUAGUUAAAAGUAUGCUGCCCCGCCAAGCCAAAGUCUGCUCAUUGUUUAUUGGCAAUGUUUGUAGUAACACUCAAUGUUAUAUACACUAUACACAUUUUCUUUUCUUAUCUAAAUUAUAAUAGUAUGAAUUUUUAUUGGGUGCAUAGAAUAAGAACUUAUAAUUUAAGACUAUAAAAUUAUAAAAUAGAUAUAAUAUCAUACAUAAUAUGACAAUAUUUAAAAUCUGCAUUUUUUAAAAUUAAAAUAAUUAGUAAUUAGUAUUAGUACUAUUAGACUUAAAAUGAAGAAACACCAAAACAGAUAUAUUUCGGAAUUUUCCUGGUAAUUUUGAGUGAAUUAAAAAAAUCAUAAUCACAUUUGGGUAUGACACUUAUCACUUAUGUAAAUGUAAUUACAAUUGCAAUAAGUCAAAAAGCACAGAAUAAACAUUUACCAAAAGGCAAGGGGUCAAAUAAAUUAAAAAAAAAAACAUUGAAAAUAAACACAAAUUUGUUGGUUAUGAAUUAGAAAUAAAAAAGUUUAAAAACUAUAUAAAAUAUGGUGCUACGCUACCCCUUGGCAGCAGUGAUCCCUGUAGUCUCACAAGCUCAGUAAAAAAAUUUCUGCAGCCUUGACGCUUAUGUAGUGGGCUGCUUUUAAAAAAAAAUUAAACUUAUUAUAACAAUGAUAAAUUUAAUUUUAGUAAAUAAUGUACAUUUUUUAGAAGACAUUUAAUAAAAUUAGAUUUUGCAUCUCAACUAUGCAAGUUUUACAGCAACCACAAUGACUAAAUGAUAAAACUGCAUAAAGCUUUCAAAUGCUCAUUAAUGGACUUAAUAAUUAAAAUGUUAAAAUUACUAAAAUAUAUUUUUUUGUUUUCAGUUUCCAACAGGAUACUAUGGUCAUUAUCGUAGUAGGACACGCACAGAUUUUGUAAAUGAAUACAGGCAGCUUGCAAAACCUCAGCCACCACAGCGAUUUAUUUUUCGAGCAUCAGUAAGUGUAAAACUGAAUAUCAAUAAAUUUUUCAAAACAAUUUUACAUUUUUUAAAUGUUCAUUUUAUUGCAUUCAACACAUCAACUUCAGUUAAGUGUUUUACCAUUAUUUGCAGACAUUGCUAAUACUUGCUAAUACCUUAAUUCUUGCCUUAAAAAAACAACAUACAAUUACUCUUUUAAGUUAAUUUCAUCUUAGUAGGACUAUUACAGCCUUAAUCAUUUACUGAGUUAACUGUUAUAAUAUUUGUCAUAUUUAGGACAAUAUUUGCCUGUUCAAUACAACUUGUAAGACAAGAUGAAUUUAUGAGAAUUUUAAAGUAUUUUGUGUGAAGAAUAUGUACCACCAUGACCAAGUUUAAAAUUUUAACAAAUGAACAUAGCUUUAAAUUUAAUAAUUUCAUAAAUCUUACUAAAUGAGAAGUUAACCAAUAUUUUUGUUAUAAACUACCCAUAAUAGAUUUAUUGAAUAUGAUUUACAUGUAAUUUUAUUUCUAUCACACAGCAACCAGCAAGUUCACAUUUGUUUUCUCUACAUGAUAACAGAAAUUCUGCAAUCACAGAUGCAUCAUAUUUUGCACAAGUAAGUCAACAGCUGAAAAGUACUUGUUAAGAAUAUCUUAAUGCCUUUUAUAUAGAUUUCCGCAGAACAUUUAAGUAAAAAUAUGUGACAUGGUUUUAAAUAAAAUGACAGUUUUAUUACAAGACCAGGAACAUUUUCUUUAAUGAUGACUCUGCCCCGGUCACCUCAAACAUGAAAUAUCUAAAAGAACUUGAAAAAAACCUUAUUAAAGCAGCAUCAUUACCCUAAUUUGAAAAAAAAAUGUAUCUAUUAGAGGCUAAGGUUUUUACUACAACACACAAGGUUUUUCCAUCCACCUCAUGAAACAGAAUUGCUCUAAUGAUGGAGGAAUUUGAGGACACUUGUUUUAACUUUCUUUAACAUAGAUAUUGACUAAGGAUGUUGCCUUUGCCAUUUAAGUGAAACACAUACAUGUUAUUGUGAUUUAAAAAAAAAAACAUUUAUGGGCCUAGGCAGCUGAUUAACAACUCUAUUUGAUAGAUCAGCCAAGCAAGUUGCAAAGCACCAAAAAUUUAAAUUGGGAUUAAGAAGCUCCAAAAAAUAUUUCCUUCCAAGAAUUAAAUGGGAUCUCUUGGUUAAUGUUACAUCUAAAAAUAAUAUUCCAAAGGAUUGACAGGUUAAAAUGUUCAUUAACAGUAAUUACAUACAGUAGGAUAGUAGCCAAGUAAUUUACAUGGAACUAUUUGUUUUGGAAAUAUUUGAGAGGGUAUAGCACUAACAUUAAUUGCACUUAACCUUACUGUUGUACUACCUCACUUCUUUAAGUACCAGUGGAAUCAAUCUUCUUUAACAGUUGAUAAUUUGAUAAUGAGUUAUAUUUUGUCUACCCAGGGAUUAGGGAGAAAAAGACAUCCUGAGAAAUCUGGUCAGUUUGAUCCUUCACUUAUAGCCUGGUGUAAAAAUAAUGGCAAUAAUGUUGGCAGACCUCUGACCUCAACAUAUAGGCAGGAUUUUAGACUGGAGGAGCCCUUAGUUCAAAAGUUAGUCAAACGCCCAAAAACAUCUUUUGAUGGUCCAUUGACCACAACCUACCGUACAGUCCAUGGAACUGAUGCACCUAACCGUGACUUGAUCAAUGCAAUGAACAAUGAGGCUUUGAUGCUCACAACACACCACAGGCAGUGCCAGGCUAAGCAGAAAGUUUCAGGUCGUCGUGAAACAGUGGCAUCUUGUCUGUCAUGGUAUCAUCCUCGAGUUCCAACAGCAACCAAUCAUUCAGUGUACACUGAUAUUGAAAUCAGGCCCAUACAAAAUAUGAACAACUCCACUGAUGUGGAGUCUCAGGCACUUUGUCCUUCAUCUGAUCCAGCACCCACUUGCUGUGAAUGAUACAAUAUAAAAAAGAUAAGAGGUGGAAACAUAAGAUUUCUUUUAUCUUUCUUUAAACAAGCCUUAAAAGCCAUUGCAGCAUUUUAAAACAUCUGAUCUUAAUUUAAAAAUGAAAAAUAUAUAUUUAAGCAUCAAUUCUCUAGUAAAAUUGUUUCUUAAAAAAGUACAAUUAAUCUUUCAAUGCAUUUUAAAGCUGACAAAAUUUAAACUUACUACUAUGUGAAAAUAGAUAUACUUGAAAAUUUUUUUUCUUUUUAAUUAAACCAAUGUGAAAUGAAAAGAACUAUAAUAUGUUUGACUUUGUUGCACCCUUUAAUGAAUUAAAAAAAGCAACAAC